AGUGGCUCGCAGCGAUGACAGUAGCGUGCGGUAGCACUGGUCAUUUAAACGGAUUGGAAAGAAAAGAUUUACGAUCAAAAUAAUCACUCUUCAUUUACUCGCCGUUGAAUGACACUGACUUCCAUUUAAAAGUUUGUCGGUUUCAAUCUUGGACUGUUUUUCAAACAAGGUCGACUAAAUGAACGCAAAGGAGACAAAAUGGUAGUAAUGGACCGAAGGCCGAGCUGUAGUUGCGCCAGUGAUAAUAAGCCAUGGAAUUAAAACGCGACAGCAGAAUUAAAGAAGACACUGAUCAAGUACUGAAUACUCAACCCCUGAGGGUGAUAGAUCACGUGCUCUCACUUCUGUGUUGUGGGAAAGGACACUCGUCGCUGACCGGCAUCAAAUUGUUGGGAGACCAUCUACAGCAGUGGGGAUAUCUACCGAAGGAAAAAUGGGAGAAGAAAUAUCCGAUCACCAGGGACAAGAUCAUCUUGCUGAACUGGAUAAAAGAGCACAUAUCUCCCAAAACCUUCACGGUCAAAGACGCUCUGCUAGAGUGUGUUGGGGAGCUGAAGCUUCUAGAAGAUAAAGAUCUUUCUGAAAUAGAAAAUUUUGAACUGAACCAAGCCAUGAAUAUUUUAUAUGACAUUCAGCAAAACACAAAACGGAAAGAGGACGGUAGUUCUAGUCACCUUAUGUUGGAGAUCAAACGGAUGAAUAGUUCUCCCCAGGUAUCACCAAAAUCACCCCGUAAAACCGUGAAUUCGACCACCGAGACAAAUUUUAACCAAUCUCCAAUAGGUCAUUCCAUGCCCACAAGUUCUCCAAAAUCUCCGUUAAACAAUAGAAAAACUGGUGUAUUAGAGCCUAGAUCACAACAACCAAAUCUGCUUUCAAAACCACAGAGACCCGGGUCACAAGAGAGCACAACGGAUUCUGAAAAAUCAUACCUCAACUUACACCGCGAGAAGAGGGCUCAGAAACAACCUUCUUCUGAACCCGGCCAUUCAAAUCAAGUCGCGGGAAAUUCAAAUAUCCCUGUGCCUACUCAAAAAAGUAAGAAACAAACACAUGAUAAAAAAAUAGAACAAAUGGACAGCAUCAGGAAAAUUCUAUACCAUCUCAUGUUGCGACCGUCGGAGGAUCCUCGUAGAUUUCGCAAUAUCACCGAGGCUUUAAGCCAUGAAAUGAAGAAAAAGGAUAUAAAAAGCGUUCUUAUCCAACAUUUACAUGAAAAUCAACCACCAUUUUCACUUAAACACAUUGGGUUUAAGGAUGGGGGAGAAUGGAGCCUAUUUCUUCGCACGGAAUGUCCUGAUGCAUUAUUAGCAUACGCAACAGCGCAGAGAUACCAACUGGUUUUGCAUGUCAUUCACAUCGGAACAAGAGGCGCCGAAGAAAUAAAGUUUUAUCCCCACGGCCAGAGUCAAGACAACGAAGAUAGACAUGUGUUCGUUGCUUACUUGGUUGACAAUACAUUCCUUCCUCUUGUUUCAAUGGAAGCAUCAGAUUUCCCAACACAUGUGAGGAGCUCAGACGAAUUCCAAAAAUGCCUUACGAAAAUAAAGAAUCUGGAAAAAGAGAACAAAUCUCUGAAGAUGAAGUUACAUGCCGUAGAGGAAUCAAUAAAAGACGAGGAGCUUCCGAGUGACCACAAGGUGGCGCUGAGUGAGCACGUGUCAUUGAGACUGAGACGAAACAGCAACAAUCUAGAGAUCGAUAAACUUCGACAGCAGUUACAUCUUAUAAAGACAAAAAUUGAACAUCAUAAACGAGCAUGAAUUCAUAUCACUGCUUGGUCGCUAAUCAUUCUGUUUAUUAUUUAUUAUUGUACUGCAUGAAAUGAUAAAAUAAAUGAAACGUUAGGAAAGAAGCACGUUUUUGAUGGUCAGUUUCUUUUCUU
Magallana angulata is the source of this 1885-nucleotide messenger RNA. RefSeq lists its product as uncharacterized. The record is from RefSeq and is a predicted model, not a curated record. The transcript is spliced from 5 exons. The coding region runs from base 252 to 1763 and encodes 503 amino acids. Lineage: Eukaryota; Metazoa; Mollusca; Bivalvia; Ostreida; Ostreidae.